Drosophila melanogaster (fruit fly) is the source of this 808-nucleotide messenger RNA. It is a transcript of the gene ver, whose product is annotated as verrocchio. The coding region runs from base 99 to 743 and encodes 214 amino acids. Lineage: Eukaryota; Metazoa; Arthropoda; Insecta; Diptera; Drosophilidae. The record is from RefSeq and is marked reviewed. Gene Ontology annotation, cellular component: chromosome, telomeric region; nucleus; chromosome. The transcript is spliced from 2 exons.
AGUUUGCCCACUUGCUGUGCGCAAUGAUGGUGCUGCCAACCUGGCGUUUUGUGCAAAUGAAUUUCUCUCGGUGGUGAAAUAAUGACUAAGCAAAUAGAAUGGAUUUUAAUCAGAGUUUCGAGGACAUAGAAAGCCAGCUGGAUAACUUCGUGAUACGCAAGAAUCAACAGAGUGAAAAGUCCACGGGCAAAUGUGGUCCGGAGGUCCACGACAACGUGCCGCUGACCAUAUCCCAGAUUGAGCGCGCAACUCAGGAUCCGGAGAACGAGAAUGUGUUCAUCACAGACGACGUGCAUCCGAUUCACUUCUGCACCUGCAUCAUCUACGCCUUUGUAACUGGCAAUGGAACGCACAACGAGUCGUUCAUGAAGUUCAUGAUCGAUGAUGGCACCGGCUCCCUGGAGGCCAGCAUCACCAAAAAACCCUUCAAUGGACGCGUGAUCAGCAGCCUGUACAGUGAAGCCAGUUCGCUGGCCUCGUCCGAGGCCUACAAGAGCAUUGCCGUGAGCAUGAUGCGGCUGCUGCAGGUCUCCAUGGAGUACAUUGAUCCCACGCGCAUCUCGAGGGGCCACAGCCUAUUCCUGCGCGGUCGUCCGAAUAGGUUCCGCGGCAAGAUGGGUCUGGACGCUUUUCAGUUCUUCAUAGACAGCGGCCGAUCGCGGAAUAUGGAAAUUGGCUUCGUAGACUACCUAACCGACUGGCAACGAAGGCAUAAAACAAUGCAGAAUACAACAAAUAAAUAGUAUCGUUGGUUUUUUGUAUUGAAAUUUUACUGGUAAUAAAAAUUCAAAAAGUUUUAAAUAAGGAG